Messenger RNA from Ipomoea triloba (trilobed morning glory), 840 nucleotides. Its product is annotated as LOB domain-containing protein 2-like. The transcript has a single exon. Bases 1 to 840 code for a protein of 279 amino acids. Lineage: Eukaryota; Viridiplantae; Streptophyta; Magnoliopsida; Solanales; Convolvulaceae. The record is from RefSeq and is a predicted model, not a curated record.
AUGGCGGGAGAGGAAGGCAACCGCCCUGCAUGCGCGGCAUGCAAGCACCAACGGAAAAAGUGCAGAGGGGACACCUGCGUUCUCUGGCGUCACUUUCCGGCGACCAUGAAGGAAGAUUUUCAGGCGGUUAAUAGGGUUUUCGGCAUAGCCAAUAUAUCAAAGAUCAUCAAAAGUUUGGACCCGGUUCAACAGGAUAUAGCGGUCAAAUCGUUAUUGUGGGAAGCAAAAUUGUGGAAGGAAGACCCGGUUCAUGGCCCGCUGGGCCUGUUCAAUAGGUUACAGAGAGAGCUUUUGUUUCUAAGGGAAAAAAUAAACAUACUUCAACCGCGGCCGCUGAUCCCCGCGCCACCACCGCCCCGGCCGGAGACCUACCAAUCACUCCGCGGCGGCGUUGGGAAUUUUAGUUUCCAUCCUAAUUACACUGGACAAUAUAGGAUGAGUAAUGGCUAUGGAUUACAACAAAUUCAGCCGAAUUUUGGUCGGACCGGGUUUAACCACCAAAAUAGACCGGUUCAGCAAUAUCUACCGCCGCCGUACCAUAAUAGUUUCGGACAUAAUAAGGAAAACGCACUUGUUCCUUACGCUAAUAAUGCUGGGAUUAGUGGACAAGAUCGUUGGAGUGUCAUCCAUGUCGGAGAUCGUACCAGUAAUGUUGUUAGACCAAGCCGUUUGCCGGCCGGUCCUGCGAUGUCAUCCAACCGGUCCAGUGUUACUGUAAAACAGGGCGAUGAAGAUGAAACCGGGAACGAUGAAGCAAGAGAACUUGUUGCUGCUCUUUAUUAUGAUCAUCAACUUUUGAACAGCACUAACCAAAAUAAUGUUCAAGGUAAAUUAACAUAG